This is a messenger RNA of Tyto alba (common barn owl), 1245 nucleotides long. It is a transcript of the gene FAM187A, whose product is annotated as family with sequence similarity 187 member A. The transcript has a single exon. The coding region runs from base 1 to 1245 and encodes 414 amino acids. The record is from RefSeq and is a predicted model, not a curated record. Lineage: Eukaryota; Metazoa; Chordata; Aves; Strigiformes; Tytonidae.
AUGGAGGCGAAGCUGCCGGGAGCUGCCACUCUCCUCUGCCUGGUGGAUGUUCUCCAUGCCUUUGCGAUCGAAGAGAAAGGAGAUGUGUUCAAGAGAAUGGCUUGUCCUUCUUUCCUGAUGUUUGACAACGCCGCUUAUUUGGCUGACAUGACCUUUGAGCUCCCUUGCAACUGCAAGCCCGAAGAGGUCUCUUCUGUCGUCUGGUACUUCCAGAAGGACAUGGGCAGCCACAAAACCACGGUCCUGACGGACUUUGCCGGCACCGUGGUUGUUGACUCGGGCCACAUUCGCACGGGCAGCAAUGUGCUGAAGCGUUUCAGUAUCCGGAUGUUCAGUCUCAUCGUCUUCCGAGCCCAGGUGACGGACUCGGGACACUACCUGUGCGGCACUAAGCAAGGGGACUUCUUUUAUGCCUACGACGUGGACGUGCAGCCCACCAAGGACAUCACGGUGGCUUUUGUGGACAGAGGCCAGCACGUGCAGGAUGACUACACGAAGAAGCUCUUCAGCCUCUUCACCACCUUCUGGGACUGGACCAGGUGUGACCGCUGUGGAGUGAGGGGCGAGCAGCGGCGCAUCGGGCUCUGCUACGUGCAGAGCGCCCAGCUGCACCCCCGAUACCGCACGGCUGUGCCCAACGUCACGUCCUGCGGCUCAAGGGCUGUCCCUGCGCGCUUCCAGCACCCCGUCCACCUCCGGACACCUGAGGUGGCCAUCCGAAGUUGCCUAACCCCUUGCCUGAAGGAGAAGGCCCCCGAGGAAGGCGUGCUGUCCAUCUCCAACGUCAUUGCCAAGCUGGGCGAGAAGCCCUGGCUGCCCCGCGUCCCCGUGCAGUUUCACCAGCAGGCCGUUGGAAGCCGCCUGAUCAUCGCGUGCCCAGGAGCCCGGCCUGAGCACGCCGUGGCCUGGGACAAGGACUUCGUCCGGCUCUACCGCUCCCGCUACCUCGUCGGCGUCACCAAGAGCACGCGGGUCUUCAUCGACCACGGAAACCACCUGCACAUCCAGCGGGUCCGGAUCAGAGACAGAGGCACCUACUACUGCUGGCGGGAGGGCGAGAUGGUGGCCGGCUUCCGGCUCAGCGUGGCACGGGAGCAGCGGCGCCGGCGGGUGCUGGGGGACCCUGAGACAAUCUACGCCCUCAAGAUCAUCGGCGUGAGCUACGCCGUCAUCAGCAUCAUCUUCCUCACCACCCACGUGGGCCGCUGCUGCUGGCGGGUGUUCGGGGGCUCUGCCAGGACGUAG